Molecule: messenger RNA, 1529 nt
Organism: Salvia splendens (bonfire salvia)
Lineage: Eukaryota; Viridiplantae; Streptophyta; Magnoliopsida; Lamiales; Lamiaceae
Product: cytochrome P450 93B16
Exons: 3
Coding region: 1-1500 (499 amino acids)
Molecular function (GO): iron ion binding; monooxygenase activity; oxidoreductase activity, acting on paired donors, with incorporation or reduction of molecular oxygen
Source: RefSeq, a predicted model, not a curated record
AUGGAGCAAGUGGAAGUCGCAGUAUUCGCCGCCAUCUUCCUCAUCUCCUCCGCUCUGACCCGCAUUUUCCUGAGGAAAAAGGAGCGGUUCCCUCCGGGCCCCUUCCCCCUGCCUGUGAUCGGCCACCUCCACCUCCACCAGACCUUCCACGACCUGUCGAAGCAUUAUGGGCCGCUGAUGCAGCUCCGCCUGGGCUCCACCACCUUCGUGGUGGUGUCGUCGCCGGAGCUGGUGAAGGAAUGCCUGAAGACGCAGGACCUGGUGUUCUCGUCCCGCAAGCAAUCUACCGCCAUCGACAUCAUCACCUACUACUCCUCCUUCGCCUUCGGCCCCAUAACCUCCUACUGGAAAUUCGUCAAGAAGCUCUGCACCUACGAGCUCCUCGGCGCCCGCAACCUCCUCCACUUCCAGCCCCUCCGCGCCCUCGAGGUCAACUCCUUCCUGCAAAUCCUUAUGCGCAAGGGAAAAUCAGGGGAGAGCUUCAACUUGACGGAGGAGCUUGUGAAGCUGAUGAGCAAUGUGAUAUCGCACAUGAUGUUGAGCAUACGGUGCUCGGGGACGGAGGGGGAGGGGGAGGCGGAGGCGGAGGCGGAGGUGGCGAGGACGGUGAUUCGCGAGGUGACGCAGAUAUUCGGCGAAUUUGAUGUGGCGGACAUCAUCUGGCUGUGCAAGAACUUCGAUCUCCAAGGGAUAAAGAAGAGGUCGUUGGAUAUCCAGAGGAGAUACGACGCCUUGCUCGAGAAUAUCAUCACCGCCAGUGAGAAGCAGCGACGCAGCGGCGCCGCCUCUGGGGAGGCCAGGGAUUUUCUGGAUAUAAUGGAGAGUGGGAAUGCGGAAGUCACAUUUACACGGGAACAUCUCAAAGAUUUAAUUCUGGAUUUCUUCACCGCCGGCACCGACACGACGGCGAUAGUCUCGGAGUGGGCGAUAGCGGAGCUGAUUAACAACCCUAGAGUGCUGAAGAAAGCUCAAGAAGAGAUUGUGAAAGUCAUUGGCUUCGAGAGAGUUCUACAAGAAUCCGACGGCCCAAACCUGCCGUACCUGCAGGCCGUGAUUAAGGAAACGUUUCGGCUACGUCCGCCAAUCCCAAUGCUGGCGAGGAAAUCGAUCUCCGAUUGCAUCAUCGACCGCUACACAGUUCCAGCCAACUCUCUGCUGUUCGUCAACCUCUGGUCGAUGGGCAGGAACCCUAAGAUCUGGGACAGUCCGGCGGAGUUCCUGCCGGAGCAGUUUCUGGAGAAGGCGAACUCCGCCAUCGACAUCAAAGGGCAGCAUUUCGAGCUGCUGCCGUUCGGGAGGGGCUGGCGGGGCUGCCCGGGGAUGUUGCUUGGAAUUCAGGAGGUGGUCAUCAUAAUCGGAUCCAUGAUCCAGUGCUUCGAGUGGAAGCUGCCCGACGGCUCCACCACUGUCGACAUGACGGAGCGCCCGGGGCUCACAGCGCCGCGGGCGGAAGAUUUGAUCUGCCGGAUCGAUCCAUCGGUUGUUUCGGUAAGUGUCUAAGUAAUUGAGUGCUGCGAGUUGUUCAUCUU